CCUGCAGGUCCCAGAAUAUGGCCGCGUUAUCAGUGUCCCGGAUGUCCCUGGUCGUCAUGGUGAUGGCGGCGGUGGUGCAGGCUGAAGGCGACAUGCCGGCGUCUGCCCGAGCUACCACGCUACCAUGCAGCUCGAGUGCCCCGAGUUCCCCCACGACGGUGGGUGAGGGUGUAACGUAUACCCUCACCUCCCCCUCCUACCCCGGCAACUUCCCCGCCUUCUCUCGCUGCGACUGGUCCUUCCAGGCGGUGGCGCCCGCUGUGCUUCGCCUGUCGUGCCCCAGAGUGAGCCUCAGCUGGUUCUCCUACCUCGUCGUCACGGAGGGCGGCAGCUCCAGCAAGAUCGGGUGCUUUCUGUGCUUCAGCCCCUUGACUGUAGAGAGGACAGUCUCGUCAGGCACUCUGACUGUUGGCUUCAGGAAUGACUUUAUCUUCAGUGCGGCUGGCUUCUCGUGUACAGUAACAGCCAUAACGAUGGAUUCUACGUGCAAAUGCGGGCUGUCUACCCCCAGCCGCAUCGUGGGGGGCACGGCGGCAUUGGGUGGAGAGUUCCCCUGGAUGGCGGGGGUCGUGCAGCGGGGGCAGGACGACAGCUUCUGCGGGGGGGCGCUCAUCAACUCCCGCUGGGUGCUGUCUGCGGCACACUGCUUCGAAAACCCAGCGACGUUAUCGCUGGACGUUCGUCUGGGCGUCCUGAACGAGGCGGUGGCCAGCGCUAAUGUCCUGCGCCGCCAAGUCCUGCAGAUCAACAACUAUCCUGGUUUCACGGGUUUGUUGACCCACCCUGGGGGCGCUACAAGUAAUGUUAAUACCUCGUGGCCAGCGUUGUUAGCUGCAUCCACCUACGCCGGCACCACCGCCGUCACCGCCGGCUGGGGGACCACGAGUUACCAAGGCACGUCCUCCAGCGUCCUCCUGAAGGUGUCGGUUCCUGUGGUAACAAACGCC
Messenger RNA from Hyalella azteca, 947 nucleotides. RefSeq names its product trypsin. The record is from RefSeq and is a predicted model, not a curated record. Gene Ontology annotation, molecular function: serine-type endopeptidase activity. Gene Ontology annotation, biological process: proteolysis. NCBI's taxonomy places the organism in Eukaryota, Metazoa, Arthropoda, Malacostraca, Amphipoda, Hyalellidae.